Molecule: messenger RNA, 4185 nt
Organism: Acanthochromis polyacanthus (spiny chromis)
Lineage: Eukaryota; Metazoa; Chordata; Actinopteri; Pomacentridae
Product: P2Y purinoceptor 3
Exons: 3
Coding region: 447-1565 (372 amino acids)
Biological process (GO): phospholipase C-activating G protein-coupled receptor signaling pathway; cellular response to pyrimidine ribonucleotide
Cellular component (GO): plasma membrane
Molecular function (GO): G protein-coupled UDP receptor activity; G protein-coupled UTP receptor activity; G protein-coupled ADP receptor activity
Source: RefSeq, a predicted model, not a curated record
ACCUGCCGGUCAGCCAGACGUGAGUGUAUCUCACAUGACCCUGCUGUAACUGUGGGCGUAUGUUGAUACUUGAGGGUAAAAAUAAAAUUACCAGCUAAAAAACACGUAACCUAACUUACUUUGUAAGCCGUUCCCUUUAUCGUGACGCGUUCGUGGGUUCGUAAUAUUAGCGCGCACAGUUAAACGGAGCUGCAGUGUGUGAAGUGCAGCUAUUGGAGCUGCAGCAGGUAGAUCCGGGACAGACAAGCGGCGGGUUCGAAACUCACAAACUCGUAGUAGAAACGCUCCAUUGAAGUCAAGUUGACUCAUUUUUCACGGACUGUUUGUUUUCCCUCCACGCUGAGCCGUUCUUUGUUACUACAAAGGAGAAAGAAGGAGCAGUUAGGAGUCCACUGCCAUGGAAAACCUGUCCCCACGUUGUUGUUGAUGUUGCCGCACUUGUUUGGAUGUCAUUCGGGAAUGUGAAGAUGCAACAUUCUUUCGGCUCCCUCCCUACGGAAACCCUCAUCUCCAAAACCUUCCCUCUGGACCUGUUUUCUACCAGUAUACACCCGACAGACCCAUACGCAGCAGACAGCUUCAUCCACAGUAACAUCAGCAACAGUAGCGGUGUCGUUUCCCUUCGCUGCACCUAUAAGGAAGACUUUAAGCGGAUUUUACUCCCUGCUGUGUAUACCAUUGUCUUUCUGCUCGGCCUUCCUCUCAACGCUGCUGUCAUACUGAAGAUAUGGGGGACGAGGCCCAAUCUGUCCAAAAACAGCAUCUACAUGCUCAACUUGGCCAUAGCUGACUUUCUGUAUGUGAUGUCUCUGCCUUUGCUCAUCUACAACUAUGGCAGCCAUGACUACUGGCCAUUUGGAGAGUUUGCCUGUAAACUGGUCCGAUUUCAGUUCUACAGCAAUCUGCACGGCAGCAUCCUGUUCCUCACCUGCAUCAGUGUGCAGCGCUAUGUGGGCAUUUGCCAUCCUUUUGCAGUGUGGCACAAGCAGGGCGGUCGCAGGAUGGCGUGGUGUAUCUGUGGAGCUGUGUGGCUGGUGGUCGCCGCCCUGUGUGCGCCAACUUUUCACUUCGCUGCAACAGGAAUCCAGCGCAACCGCACAGUGUGCUAUGAUUUGAGUACGCCAGAUCGCUCCGUAGACUACUAUCCUUACGGCAUGGCUCUGACAUUCCUCGGCUUCUUGUUGCCUUUUAUUGGCGUGAUGGUGUGUUACUGCCGGAUGGCCCACAUCCUCUGCCGGCCAGUGUCCUACCAGGGCGUCUCCAUGGCGACUGGGGAGAAACGGGACAAGGCGGUGAGGAUGAUCAUCGUUGUGGCGGUGGUGUUCUGCAUCAGCUUCCUACCGUUUCACCUCACCAAGACCUUGUACCUGGUGGUGCGCACCAGUGCCCGGUGUGAGACUAAAAACUUGUUUUCAAUCAUCUAUAAGAGCACCAGACCGUUCGCUAGCAUGAACAGCUUUCUGGACCCUAUUUUGUUUUACUUCACUCAGCCACGCUACCGCAGAAGCACCAAGAAGUUUGUGCUCAAAGUCACCAGCCUCAGAGACAAAGGUACCAACGUGUGAGACAGCAGUAAACCAGUUUCUGGUACAAUCUGUGUGAAAGCCUGGUUACUACACCAGUGGUGAAACUUUGGAUGAAAUGUUGGUUUUGGAGACUUUUAACAGGUGCCUUCAUGAUACUUCUGUUGCUGACGCUGUUGUUAUUUAGACUUUUACCAAUCGCUUACUGUGUUCCUUCUGAAUAGGCUCUAUGAAAAAGUCAUAUUACGAAUCCCUCUGAAAUGUACCCUAAAGGUUGAAAUCUUGUAAUAUAAGUGGUAAACUUUAAAGGUCUCCUGCUUGCAUCAUCUUGAAUUCAGGCAUUUUGGACACCAUUUGCUGAGAUUCCUGAUUCUCUGUUGACUUUAUUUCACUAUUACUGCAGCCGAGAUGUACUGUAAACUCUUAACAUGCAGUCAGCAGACAUGGUUUUAAAAAUCCUGUACCUGUGAAAUGUUUACUGUCAGUCCCCACUGUGCACUGGACUGUAAAAAAAAAAAAAGAUAUUGUGUUUUGUUAAACCUGUGUGAACCACCGUUUUGGUAAAUGAGCUAUUUUCUAGUUUUGUUUCACACUGAAGUGUACAGUAAAACAGAAAUACACUGAGUGUUAUUUUAUUAUAGACAUGACUAUAGAUGUGUGACAUGAAGUGGAGAUGUACAGUAAAAGUUGAAAAAGAGAUGGAAAGAACAAGUAAUAUCAUUUUUAGGAUAAAAUCCACGGGCACUAAGCCACAAAAAAUGCUCAAAGCAUUUUAAAUGUUGCAUGCAUGUUUAUGAUUGCAUGCCAGAACUGCAUGAAGUACUUGUGUGUGGAAAUGAGCUGGUUAUGGAGGUGAUACAUGCCUCACAAACACAGACAUGGCAUGUUGCAGAAGCACUGAGCACUGAGAGCCAGAUUGAAAAGGAAAAUGUAUGAGUAUUUUUAUACAAGUAUAGAGUUGUAUUUUCAUAUGAAGGUUUCUGUUUAGUUUCUGUUUUUACUCAACAUUGCAUUGUCUAAGCUGAAAGUGUUGUUGUGGCAUGUUUGUACCACUGGGUGGUGUGUGCACCCCACUGCUGUAACCCCCUUGCACUUACAUGCUGCUUCUGUAAAAAUAGGCAUACAUUAUUAUUGUUGAGUACUGCCUGGAUCUGUAGUCAAAGAUAAAUCAGAAGUUAAAAACGGUUUAAUAUCCUGUGCACAGCACGCUAAAACCACUGUUUUCUCCACAUGUUGUUAAAGUUCUCCAGCAAUCAAAGUUAAUCCAUUUCAAUGUUGAUGUCGGCAUGAAUUUACUUUUUUUUUAAAAUACCGAAUUAGAUUGAUGAGAGGGAAUAAAAAUGCAGCUGAUUACUUCAGAGCGGGAUCUCUGUUAAGUCCGUCUCAUUCUCCAUUUAGUGCCAAUGUUCUAACGAAUUAAUGAAAGUCUGGUGUUACAGCAAUGACAGAAAAAGGAGAAUAUAAACAUUUUCUACUCCUGAAAAGGUACUCAAAGUACAUAAAUACUGUUUUGUAGUUUUUCAGUACAAUGCAGUCUAAAUCUGUACAGUCUAUACAAUGGAGGAAGUUUUUAAUUUAAUACUUUGUCCUGCCAUUUCUUGUUGAAUUUUACCAAGUAACUGAGUCACCGAUUUUAUGGUUUAGUAAUUUAUAAUGUUCAUGAAAUGAACAUGAAUGCAGAUUGCAUUAAAAUGGGCAUUUAGAUGUAGAGUAAUGUGUUGUCUGUUGUAACUGGUUUUUUUUCAGACAAGCUGUAAACGGCAAACUGUGGAAUUCUUCUUUUCUUUUUCCUUCUAUUUUGAUGGUCAGUGGGUUUUUUUUUCAAAUUUUCUUGACAUUUCUGUCUUUUUAGUGUAGAAACUGUGAAUCUGUGCCUGAUGAUGAAGUCUUGCUGGAUGGAAUGAUGCAAAAUGUGCUAACUAAAGUAAUCCAGCAUCAGCAAAUCCACAGCUUCCAAUUUAGCCUGAAGCUCAGGAUGCCAUGCCAACCUCUGAUUUGACAGUCAUCGGAAUGUCGCUGAAAUUAGUAAACAAAAAAACUAAUUCUGACGUUUUCCCAGCAGACUUUGGAUCACUUAAAGGCCAGUGCAUCAGACUCAACUACCUAAACACGCUAGUCUGAGUUUUGCAUCCAUGAGGUAGUUGUAUACAUCGGUUUAAUGUGAACGUGUAAUUUUCAUGUAUUUUCAUUGCAAAGAACACCACAAUAUGAGGUGUUGUGCUUAAAAGUGCUUGGAACUUCUCAGUGUAUCUACAUCUGUAAAAAGUGAACAUCCAGUAAUGUAAUAAUGAUCUGUAUGUUGUACUCCUGGCCUCAGCAGAAAGAAACAAAACUGCAGCGUCUUGUUGUUCGUGUGUCUCUUUGGUAAAACGCUUGUGAUUUAUUUUUUCCACAGCUGUCUGAAAUGUGUGUGUGUGUGGUCAGAUAAGGGAGAGCCAGCUGUCUGUGUGCUGUGCCAGUCAGUAUUAUUUAGAUGAAUUCUUAUUUUUGUAAACUUCUAUAACACCGAUAAAUAUCUACAUUAACAUUUUAUUUUUGUAUUCACAUAGAUUGAAUCAUGUUGUUUUUUAACCAUGCAGCUUCUCUUAGUUUCAUGUGAAAGUGUUUUAACUGUUGUAAAACUAACUGAAAGCGGACAUUAAAGAAGUCAUGCAAACAAAAA